Molecule: messenger RNA, 2993 nt
Organism: Scatophagus argus
Lineage: Eukaryota; Metazoa; Chordata; Actinopteri; Scatophagidae
Gene: ttc27
Product: tetratricopeptide repeat domain 27
Exons: 20
Coding region: 200-2746 (848 amino acids)
Molecular function (GO): protein binding
Source: RefSeq, a predicted model, not a curated record
UUGUUUUCCCACAAUGCAGUGUAUAUCUGUCAUGGCUGCUCCCAGCCGCUCGUACCGCAUGGAUGGAAGCAAAGGUUUUAUCUCUGAUUGAGAAACGUCGUUUUGGCUUAUUAAUAAAGUGAUUUAUCGUUGACUUAUUUUUAUUAGCCCGUCCUGACAGAAGGCAACAGCUUUCAAUUUAACAGAAACUAGAGGCGAAAUGCUGCUGGACAUUGAGAUCCCCAUUCUCCGAGGCUUUUUAACACCCAGUGAGGCAACGGGAUGGAACCAGAAUAUUCUCGGCUUCGCAGAGGUGAGACUUCUGCUGGAGUCCUUGUUGGAGGGGGACUUUGAAGCAGUUCUGCUGAGCCACCAAGUGUUAGAUCUGCUUACCGGAGAUGGCAGCUGCAGCGAAGGGGAAGACAUCGAAGCCUACCUAGAGAGACAGAUCUUUCUGUACCUGACCUGUGGAACCAACAAUGACCAGACCAACAGGGAGCUGGUAGUGAUGGCCUUGGCUGUGUCAUGCCUCCACAUGUUUGCCCAGAGUAACUGGACUGGUCCUCCAGUCUCCAUCAAUAUCUCUGACCUGCUGCCCUCAGCCCUGCUGUCCUCUCUGAAGACCGUGGCAGAGGCUAUCCAUUCCUGCCUGCUCCUGGAUGGGGAGUCUGUGUACAGCCUGGUUGCCAACCCAUUCCUUCUCCUGCUGGCCAGGGUUAUUCUCACCAAGUGCUCAUGUAAGAUGCCCAGCCUCCAGCUGCUGCCCUGGUGGACCCUGCGCUACUGCAGCCUGCACCAGCAAAUCCUAGAGGCCUGUUCUUUGCAGCUGCUCACCUUGGCCCACAGCAGCAUGGACAAAGUGCUGAAAUGCCAAUCUGUGUUGUUGGAGCACAGAAAUUUGGCUAUUCAGUUCCACCUGGAGUGCGUCUACACUAGUCUGACCUACUAUGAGUAUCAUCCUGCCAAGGAACAUAUCCAAAAGGCCCAGGAACUCUCAGGGUUGAAUAUCAACAUGACUGGUGCACUUGGUAAACGGACCCGCUUUCAGCAAAAGUGCUUGGCUCAGCUCAUCCUUGAUGUCAAGAGAAAGCCGGACCAGUCUAGCCAGAAAGACAGUGAGGCCAGCCCCACCCCCACACCUCUGGCCAGCCUACCAAAGGACUACAGUCUGGGUGAUGACACUGUGCUGGAUAAGAUCAGUUUAGUGGAACCAGAUCACUAUCAGCUGCCUGACCUUCGUGCUGAGGAGCAGGCUGUUAUCCUGGGCUUCUGCACUGACUUCCAGAAGAAAAACCCUGUUCACAAAAUAACUGAAGAGGAACUCCUGGCCUUCACAUCUUGUAUUCUGUCUCAGCCUAAAUUCUGGAGUAUAGAAGUCACAGCACUUUGCCUCAGGACCAAAUUGGAAAAAGGAAGCUCCCGAUGUGUUGAGAGAGCUAUGAUGCAAACCCAAGCAAUAGUAGACCACUUUGAAGAUAAGAACUGCCCUGUGACCGAGCGGCUCAAAGUCUUCUACUGCUGCCAUGUCCCUCCCAGAUGGGCUGUUCAGAAACAGCUGGCCAGCCUUCUGACAGACCUAGGCUGCAUCAGUUCAGCACUGCUCAUUUAUGAAAAGCUGGAGCUUUGGGAGGAUGCAGUUAUCUGCCAUGAGCAGCUGGGCCAACAUGGCAAGGCCGAGGAGAUUGUUCGCAGGGAGUUGGAGAAGAAGGAGACACCCGUUCUGUACUGUCUGCUCGGAGACAUAUUGAAGGACCAUCAGUACUAUGACCGAGCAUGGGAGCUAUCAGGCCAGCACAGUGCCAGAGCCAUGCGCUCCAAAGCCCUGCUGCACCUCCACUACAAGGAGUUCCAAAAAUGUGUUGACUGUUUUGAGCAGUCACUCAAAAUCAACGCCAUGCAGCUUGGUGUGUGGUUUUCCCUUGGUUGUGCUUACUUUGCCCUGGAGGCCUAUGAGGGAGCUGCCAAGGCUUUCCAGAGAUGUGUGGGUCUAGAACCAGACAAUGCAGAAGCAUGGAACAACCUCUCUUCAGCUUACAUUCGCCUCCAUAAGAAAAAUAAAGCGUUUCGAACCCUGCAGGAAGCCCUGAAGUGUAACUAUGAACACUGGCAAAUCUGGGAAAACUUUAUAGCUGUGAGCACUGACAUCGGGGACUUUGCUGAAACCAUCAAGGCCUACCAUCGUCUGAUGGACCUCAGGCAAAACUACAAGGACAUCCAGAUUCUACAGAUCCUGGUAAGAGCAGUUGUUGAAAACCUGACAGACAUCCAUGGUGAGGAGGCAGUAUCCUUCCUGUCAAAACUGAAGGAACUCCUGGGGAGGGUCAGUUCCCGCCACAGUAGUGACGCUGAGAUAUGGCAGCAGUAUGCUCUGCUGUAUGGUGACGGCCACAGCUCCAACCCAGAGGACAAUGAAAAGGCAUUACAAUUCUUGUCCAAGGCCCAUCGUUGCAAAAUUCAAGCUGGUGGCUGGGAGAAAGAACCUGGUCUCUUCAAGGCAGUGAUCAAAAGAGCCAUCCAUAUGGGUGAAGUGACCAUUAGUUGCAGUAAGAAGAAGAACAAUUCAGAAGAAGUUCUCCAGAUGCUGUCCUCCACCCGCCUCAGCCUCAAGAGCCUGGCUUCAAAAGCUAAGCAAAUGCACACAGAGGUGGCCACAGGUGAGAUCCAUGCUGAGCUACAGGACAGUGUUGCUGCUCUGGAGCAACUCAUCACAGAGCUACAAAGGCUGAGUGGGAGGCUGCGUGACCAAUCACAAGGAAUAUCCUCCUGAAAAAAAACAUAAUGUGGUUCUCAGCUCCUCAGCAGUCAUGACACAAUCCACUGCUGCAGUCAUCAGCUUUGUUUAUUGUUGAAUUUCAUUAAGUCAAGAGUUUUAUGUGUGACAAUUGAUAGCAAUAGAUCAAAUUAGAAAUGGAAAGCCAAUGGACUUGAGUUGUUUUUUAUUGUCUCUCUUUAUCUAUAUUACAAUAUAACCAUGAUUGUGAGGUAUCAAAUAAUAAACUACAUUAAAUUCUUAA